GUUUGUAUUUUUGAGUUGGUUGUCUGAAAACUCAGAGGGAGUCUAAAGCAGCAGGUGGAACAGACAACAGGCCUGUUGGAGAAAUGUUGCAACAAGCGGCUGGAUUACGGAGGAUCGUUAGGCAGCUCUCCCGCGACACCUUGUGAAGAGGAGGAGGAGGAGCUGCUGCCAUUGUUGUCCUGGCUGAUGAUGUAAUGGUGAUGUAAUCUGCUGGCAAUCCUGCAGGUGUAAGGGAUCCAGCUGUGUGGUUCGGCUCCAGGUGAUCCCAAAAUGUUUUUUUUUCCCAAGAGUUUGUGGUAUAAGUGUUUUGAUCGUGUUGAUGAGCCUUUUUUAAAAGCAUGAAGAUGUUUGUUUGUGUGCAGCAUCACCAGCAGAGGGCGCUUUUCCCCUUCUGUGAACCUCAAUGAGAUCCGGUUGCUUUUUACUAAGAAAUAUUUAGGGAGGGAGGGAUACUUUUGGGAGUAUUUUUUUAUUUGAAAGGACUUGAUUUUGCUUUUUUUUACUCACUGAUGAAAAAAAAGCCGCUUCUAAAUUUUCAGCCUGGACUGACAAAAGCCUAAUUAAAAAUCCAUAAAAGAAGAUAAAAUGGUGUGAAAGGAGAGCCGAGGCUUCUUGACUCCUCCCGCGUGGAGGAGGAGGAGGGAGGAGAAGAGGAGGAGGCGGGGCUCCGAGCACCUAAACAGAAGGAGGUCCUUGCAUUGUGCUGUCAGUGGAGCUCGGAGCGCAGUCACGGAGCAGCUCCGCCGGUCCAAACAAACCCCCCAGCGGAGGAAGCAUCGCCCGUGCAGCCGUCUAUCUGCUGGCAGCAGCGGGGCUGAAGAGCUGCGGACGCGUUACCCCCCCUGGAGGCCACCGUGUCGGUGACGGACGAGGACGUGCUAUGAGCCCAUCAUCGGCGUAGACUGCACUGAGAGGACCCUCGCACCGUCACCUGCAGCCCCGAACGCCGCAGUUGCAGCCGCAGUCGCAGCCGCAGACAUGCCCGGCUUCGACUACAAGUUCCUGGAGAAGCCGAAGCGGCGCUUCCAGUGUCCGCUCUGCAGCAAGGCCAUGCGGGAGCCGGUGCAGGUCUCCACCUGUGGACACCGCUUCUGUGACACCUGUCUGCAAGAAUUCCUCAGUGAGGGCGUCUUCAAGUGUCCUGAGGAUCAACUCCCGUUAGACUAUGCCAAGAUCUACCCCGACCCGGAGUUGGAGCAGCAGAUCCUGUCUUUGCCCAUCCGCUGCAUUCACAGUGAGGAGGGCUGCCGCUGGACUGGCCAGAUGAAGCAGCUGCAGGGGCACUUCUCCACCUGCGCCUUCAAUGUGAUACCGUGUCCCAACCGCUGCUCCGUCAAGCUGACGCGCCGAGACCUGCCCGACCACCUGCAGCACGACUGCCCCAAGCGCAAGGUCAAGUGCGAGUUCUGCGGCAGCGAGUUCACGGGAGAAGCUUAUGAGAACCACCAGGGCGUGUGUCCUCAGGAGAGCGUCUACUGCGAGAACAAGUGCGGGGCCAGGAUGAUGCGUCGCCUGUUGUCCCAGCACGGCAUGGCCGAGUGUCCCAAGCGCACGCAGCCCUGCAAGUACUGCGGCAAAGAGUUCGUCUUUGACACAAUCCAGAACCAUCAGUAUCACUGCCCUCGCUUUCCUGUCCAAUGCCCAAACCAGUGCGGCACCCCCAACAUCGCCCGGGAGGAUCUGGCGAACCACGUGAAGGACAACUGCGGCAGUGCUCUGGUCCUCUGUCCAUUCAAAGAUGCUGGCUGCAAACACAGGUGCCCCAAACUUGCCAUUGGCCGCCACCUUGAGGACACCACCAAGUCCCACCUGACCAUGAUGUGUAACCUGGUGAGCCGCCAGAGGCAGGAGAUUCUGGAGCUGAGGAGGGAGAUGGAGGAGCUGUCCGUCAGCCACGACGGCGUUCUCAUCUGGAAACUAAGCGACUACUCCCGGAAACUCCAGGAGGCGAAGCUUCGAAGCAACCACGAGUUCUUCAGCCCGCCCUUCUACACGCACCGCUACGGCUACAAGCUGCAGGUAUCGGCUUUCCUGAACGGCAACGGGAGCGGCGAAGGCUCCCACCUGUCCGUCUACAUCCGCGUGCUGCCGGGGGAGUACGACAACCUCUUGGAGUGGCCCUUCUCCUACAAGGUGACAUUCUCCAUCAUGGACCAGAGCGACCCGUCGCUUUCCAAACCCCAACACAUCACAGAGACCUUCAACCCCGACCCCAACUGGAAGAACUUUCAGAAGCCCUGCAGCACCCGAAACUCGCUGGACGAGAGCACCCUGGGCUUCGGGUACCCCAAGUUCAUCUCCCACGAGGAAAUCAAGAAGAGGAACUACAUCCGAGACAACUGCAUCUUCAUCAAGGCUUCUAUAGAGAUUCCCCAAAAAAUAAUGGGUUGAGAUCUGACUUUUGUUUGAUGAUGGACAAAGAUGAGUCGAAGGACAGAACUGGUUCACUUCACCUCGACAAACAUUCACCCUUUAGAUGCUCUUUUCCUUUAUAGCCUCUCCACUACAGAGCUUGAAGCGAGUCUGUUAAGCUGUGCAAGCCGACUCGGAGGACCUAGAUGGAUCACAAAAGAGAAAGUGUUUGGUCUGCAGAACCAUCACUCUCUAGUCUUUUUCUUUUUAUGUUUUUGUUAUUUGUUUGCUGAUCUUUUAUUACAAUCUGCAACAAAAAGCCUUGGAAAUCAAACAGUGCCUAGAGAGUUUUACUUUUGUUGUUAUUAUUUUUGUUUUUUUGCAGUACAGAUGUAGACUAUGGAAGAGAUAUACGAAAAUAAAAAUAGUAAGGUGCUUAGAUGCAUUUAGACUAGAAGAGAGACGCUGUUUAGAGAUUACGCGCUGUAUCGGGGUAAUCUUAGGAGGCAGCAGAUUCAAGCUCAAACCCCAACUGCCUUUAGUUUACAUGCUCACACAGUACAUUGAUCCUUUAGCAAACAUGCAGUCCCCGGUUAGUCCUACUCCCAAUAUUUUAUCCGAACACAAACAAAUCAAUGCCUUUGAGUGAUGGACGCACAGCUGGAAUAGCUGUCUGAUAAAACGCAACUUUAUAUGAAUGCUGGUAACCAUGCUGGAUAAUUUGUAAGUGGUUUAAAAAGUGAAUAGGCAGUCAGAAUAUGCUGUUAUUGUUCAUUCUAGCAGCUGUAAAUUUAUAAAACCUAACUCUGCUUUGUGCUUUUUGCUAUAAGCUAAGCUAACCAGCUAGCAAAUAUGCUAACAAUACACAUUGUUAACUUUUAAAACCUAGCUAAAAAUAACUAGCUAAAAAAAAGUAAAGGCUGCUUUUUCUUUUAAAACAUUCCCUGUUAACAUUUAACUUGCAGGUCAGUCACACAAUGAAGAGAUUUAUUUGUUUGUGAGGAGUGUCAAAAGUUGCUCAAGGGCCUCCAGAGUGCUUCACAGUCAUCCUAAAAGGCUUUAUUAAGCUUUAUGGGAGGCCGAAGGGAAGAAAAAGAUUUAGCCCCCUUUCAGGUGAGCCAAACAGACGGGCCAGUAGUUGAAGUACACGCGCAUUUACCAGUGAAGGAAAAGCCAUGUGGCCUUUUUAUACAGUAUGUCUUCUUUUGAGGGUUAUAAGGGUGAGCAGGUCACAAACACAUGCAUGUGAAACCACCUUUUACCCAAACCUGUAUUCUUGAAAUCCUGAUGACAUUUUUGUGUUUUUUUUAUUAUUAUUGUUGUUUUAAAGUUGUCAAAAAAACAGUUUUUAAGGUUUUCUUUUUUUUAUAUACUUAAAUGUAAAUUAUACUCACAGUACAUCUCUAAAGACUUAACAUCGGGGUAAAGUGUACUGUUUUACGUAGCCCGGGAUGGUGUUUCGAGGCUGACUUCUGCACAUCAUGUAGGCGUCUGGUUACCAUGGUCACCGAUGACAGUCUUCAGCGGGAUGAUGAAUGGCAGCCCUGUGUCAUCCACCUGUCUCCGUCACAGCACUAUGAGGAGUGCGGUGGACUCUGAUGAUACACUUCAUUCAUAAUGUAUGUGAAUAGUAAUGUAAAAAAAAAUGCUAAAGCACAUUCUGUCUUUUUACUAUCACACAUGGGGGAAAAGUUUCUGAUUUCUUGUCAUAAUACCAGCUGAUAUUUUACAGUGAUUGAAAGAAACAAGAAAAUGAAAAAGUUUUUUGUAAUAUUCUGUAUUUUUAAAAAUGCUUACCUGUUUUAUACAAACUCUUAUCUUUGGAGAGUCGGGGUUGACUCAGAGUUUUCAGACCUUUUUGUCUCUUGGACAUUUGGAUAAUUUGUUUGUCCGUGUGGUUUGAGUCUCGCAUAUUCUGUCUGUAUUAUUUACUCUAUAAAGUAUUUAUUUUAAGUUGCCAUCACGUGAGUUUGCCCUGAUGGUACAAAUGUUUAUUGAUUGAGUGCUUGUCAAUUUCUUAACUGAAAUAAAAUGCAUUAUAAUAUA
This is a messenger RNA of Oryzias melastigma (Indian medaka), 4398 nucleotides long. RefSeq names its product tnf receptor-associated factor 4a (gene traf4a). The record is from RefSeq and is a predicted model, not a curated record. The transcript has 8 exons. Gene Ontology annotation, biological process: regulation of apoptotic process; activation of NF-kappaB-inducing kinase activity; signal transduction. The coding region runs from base 979 to 2391 and encodes 470 amino acids. NCBI's taxonomy places the organism in Eukaryota, Metazoa, Chordata, Actinopteri, Beloniformes, Adrianichthyidae. Gene Ontology annotation, molecular function: protein binding; zinc ion binding.